CGAUUCUUCAGAUUAGUUUUAUCCAAACAAAUUGUUGAUUCAACUGUUACUUAUAACUAUAUCUUUAUAUCGUUUACAAGAUGAUCUUUUUGGGUUUCACGAUUGCUGUAAAUUUUCUAGUGUUGGCUGUUUCAGCUAAUAAAACUGUUCCAGUAACAGACUCAACACCAGGCCAAUCGACAAGUGAUUUUAGGCCUCGAACAGCUGCCAAAGUAUGGAAUCCUUGUGGUACUAAUUGUCCUUUAACCUGUGCCAAUCCUAAACCUCGAGCCUGUAUUAAAUCAUGUAAAGCUGACUUCUUCUGUCCUUCAGGAUAUUUGGAAAAUUCAAUUGGUCAAUGUGUUUUUGAAGAGGAUUGUGACAACUUGCAACCGAUUCCAAUUGAUAAUCCUGUACCUUUACCUCGACCAUUCCCAAGAUUCCCAGGUUUCCGUCCAUUACCCCGACCUUGUCCAAAACCUUUCCCAAUUUCAAAUCCUGAGUCUACUGUUGAAAAUUCAACUGAUGUUCCAAAUGAUUUUAGUCAAUUCCCUGAAUCAAAUGAUUUCCAAUCCUUCGAAUCAGUUGAUUUUCCUGUAAUUAAAUUAUCAAUGGGCCCAGCUCGACCAAAACCAGUCUUCCAAAUAUCUCCAGUCAACUUUGAUCCAAUCGCUGUAGCAAAUGGAGCUCCAAUCCCACCACCAGCUGUAGUUCGUACUUCUGGAUCUAAUUUUCCUUAUAUCUCAAUGCCAGCCAUGGUACCAAAAUCUAAGCCUUUGAUUGAUUUGGAUCCAACUGUUCCUCGACCUGUACUUCGAGUCAGCAAAGAACAAUCAUCUAUAAAUGAAAAUUGGUGUUCUCGCGAAUCAUUAAUUUUGUACUGAAUCUUAUUGUUAAAA
Molecule: messenger RNA, 878 nt
Organism: Tetranychus urticae (two-spotted spider mite)
Lineage: Eukaryota; Metazoa; Arthropoda; Arachnida; Trombidiformes; Tetranychidae
Source: RefSeq, a predicted model, not a curated record